Messenger RNA from Staurois parvus, 2601 nucleotides. Lineage: Eukaryota; Metazoa; Chordata; Amphibia; Anura; Ranidae. The record is from the annotation of a GenBank genome assembly.
GAGAGACCGAGACCCCCGCCCAGAGCCCCCGGGGGACUUCAUGUGGUGGAGGGCAGUGAGGUGACCCCGGGGAAGAAGGUGCCGUGUAUUCUGAUCCUGAGCCAGCAGAGGGACGGACAGUACAUGCUCCACAUUCGCACUCCGGGGAAAGGUGCAUCCGAUGACGAACUUCUUCCAAUUACAAAUACCUUCAAAUGUGUACAAGAAGCGGAGGAGCCCCUUCUCAUCGACAUCUCCACUAACAGUGGCUGCAAAGUAAGAAUCCAGGCAGAUCCGUGGUCUGCGGAGCGCCUCUUUGAGUUCCCCGACGAAGAGAAGUGUAUAGAGCUGCUGACCGAAAUGAGACUCAUCCAGGAAGGGCGUCCUUCUCGUCGAAUAAAGACUUUAAGCCACAGAGCAGGGCGGAUCAAAGCCAUCCGUCCUGAUAAAAGAGAGUCAUCCAACUGGUACCAGCCCACUGAGAGGGCGGCAAGCAUGUCUGGGGCCUCGUCAAAGUCUUCAGGUUCAGGGCAUUUGGGGUUUGAGAACAGCUUCACAAAUAUUGAAAACAGAAGAAACAUACAGAACCAGCAAGUGGCACACAGGGAGCCUCCGCCACCACCCCCACCCCCGCUGGAAAGGCGGCCUUCUCAGUCGAGAGAUCCCCCAGGACGGGAAAAGCCACAAAUGUCCAACACCAUGCGGAAGUUGUUUGUGCCCGCCAGCCAGUCCGGACAGAGGGAGGGACUGAUAAAGCACAUCCUGACCAAGAAGGAGAAUGAAUACGUCAACAUUGAGAACUACAAGUUCUUUAUAGGAACGUGGAAUGUAAACGGUCAGUCUCCAGAUGGGGGAUUAGAACCCUGGCUGCACGCGGAUCCAGAGCCCCCAGAUGUCUACGUCAUUGGAUUCCAGGAGCUGGACCUCAGCACAGAAGCCUUCUUCUACUUCGACUCAGGAAAGGAACAGGAGUGGCUGGAGGCUGUAGAGAGGAGCCUCCACCCCAAAGCCAAAUAUAAGAAAAUCCGUCUGAUCAGGCUUGUGGGAAUGAUGAUGCUGGUGUUCGCCAAGAAGGAACACUUCAAGCACAUUCAAGAGAUUGCCGCAGAGUCCAUAGGCACGGGGAUUAUGGGAAAAAUGGGCAACAAAGGAGGCGUAUCCGUCAGGUUCAUCUUCCACAAUACAUCCUUCUGUUUUGUGAACUCUCACUUGGCGGCACACGUGGAAGACUUUGAGAGACGCAAUCAAGAUUAUAAGGAUAUUUGCGCACGGCUCAACUUCUCUUUCCCGGACCAGAAUGUCCCUUCCCUGAAUAUCAUGAAACACGACGCAGUGAUUUGGCUGGGAGACUUGAACUACAGGCUUUGUAAAUACGAUGCCAUGGAAGUCAAGACCAUGAUUUCUAAAAACGACAUUAACACUUUGCUGCGGUUCGAUCAGCUUAACAUCCAGAGAGAGCUGAAGAACGUCUUUGCGGAUUUCACAGAAGGGCCGAUCACUUUCAUCCCAACGUACAAAUACGACCCUAAGACCGAUGGCUGGGAUUCCAGUGGCAAGUGCCGUGUGCCGGCCUGGUGUGACCGCGUUCUGUGGAGAGGAAGUAACAUUAAACAGCUAAGAUACCGCAGCCACAUGGAGCUGAAAACCAGCGACCACAAGCCUGUCAGCUCUCUGUUCAGCAUUGGGGUGAAAGUGGUCGAUGAGCGGCGAUACCGCAAGGCGUUCGAGGAAAUCGUGCGGAUGAUGGACAGAAUGGAAAACGAUUUCCUUCCUUCCUUAAACCUGAGCAGAAGAGAAUUCACAUUUGAGUGGGUGAGGUUCCGGCAACUUCAGAUCGAAAAAUUUCACAUCCAGAAUGACGGGCAGGUUCCUUGUCACUUCUCCUUUAUCCCCAAACUGAACGACACUCAGUACUGUAAACCAUGGCUGAGAGCCGAGCCCUGCGAAGGUUAUCUGGAGCCAAAUGAGUCGGUGGAGAUCAGUCUGGAAGUCUACGUCAGCAAAGACUCCGUCACGCUGCUGAACUCGAGUCAGGACAGCAUCGAGGACAUCCUGGUACUUCACCUGGACCGCGGCAAAGAUUACUUCCUGACCAUCACCGGGAGCUACCUGGUCAGCUCGUUCGGCACAUCUCUGGAGGCCUUGUGCCGAAUGAAGAGGCCCAUCCGGGAGAUCCCGGUCACCAAACUCAUCGAUCUGGAAAAAGCCGUCAUGCAGAUGCUUCCUGAGUCAGAAGGGGACGGCGUGGCCGAGAAACCUCUAAAGAUCCCCAAAGAGAUGUGGCUGCUGGUGGACCAUUUAUAUAUAUAAACGCCUGCCAUCAGGAAGAUCUCUUCCAAACUCCCGGCAGACAGGAAGAACUACAGCAGAUUAUCGACUGCUUAGAUACCAGCAUUCCAGACACCAUCCCGGGUAGUAACCAUUCUGUGGCAGAAGCUCUGUUGAUAUUCCUGAAGCUCUACCCGAACCAGUGAUCUGUUACGAGCUGUACCAGCGCUGCAUCGACUGUUCCCCACGACACUCGCCUCUGCCGUCAGGUGAUUUCCCAGUUACCCCCGAUGCCACCGGAAUGUUUACCGAUAUUUAAUGGCGUUCCUUCGAGAGCUGCUGAAGUACACUAGU